Molecule: messenger RNA, 2130 nt
Organism: Knipowitschia caucasica
Lineage: Eukaryota; Metazoa; Chordata; Actinopteri; Gobiiformes; Gobiidae
Source: the annotation of a GenBank genome assembly
AUGGCAUGUCUGGCUGGGGAGGCUGUCUGGAUGGGCAGGACGUGUUUGCUGCGGUCAAAGAGAACAGCCCCCCUGUCAUCCUCUCUCCGGAGGUGUUUGGAGACUGAGAAAGUUCUGGAUCGAGAGACAGAGGGCGCUUUUCUGAUUGCAGAGUUAGUAUGUUACGAGCAGGACGCACUGCAGAGUGUUUACCGCAUUGUGGUGGAGAUUCUCAAUGAAAACGACAACAUCCCCAUCUUUGUGGACGGCCCUGUGCAGUCUGCCAUCAUCAGUGAAUUGACUCCUGUGAACGCAAUUGUUUUCAAGGUCCAAGCUACAGACGCUGAUAAUGAUGUGAUAAUGUACACCAUCGACCAGGAAUCACCUGAUGCCAAGUACUUUAAAGUGGUCCUUCCAAACAGCGGGGAGGUGGUCCUGGCCAAGCCUCUGGAUUACGAGACCAAAACUCUCCUCACCCUGGUGGUGCAUGCUUCUGAGAUGAGCACAGCUGAGCAGCACAGCAGGAGCGCUCUGGUCUCAAUCACCGUCCAGGAUGGAGACGACCAAUACCCACACUUCUUGCCCUGUACUGUCCUGUCCCACGUCUGCGUCAAUCCUACCUACACGGCCAACGUUACCCAAGGCCAGCAGGAUCUGGUGUUGAGCUUCUCCCCUGGGCCCAUCCAUGCAGUGGAUGGGGACCGCGGCCUGAGCUCCUCCAUCAGUUAUGACAUCCUCUCAGGGAAUGAUGAAGGUCACUUCCAGAUAAACAGAUACUCUGGAGAGAUGUCUUUAACACAGGGCUCCUCUGAUCGCCUCAGCUCACCAGUACGCCACUUACAGGUCAUGGCCUUCCAGGAUGACGACCCCAGGAAGUACUCUGUCGUUGCAGUGGUGGUCUAUGUUGUGGCUCGGAACCAGUUUCCUCCAGUGUUUGAGAAGUCCCAGUACCCAGGCUUUGUGACUGUGGGACCCGGAACAGCCGCACUGGUGCACACUUACGGAGACAGAGAGCUGGUGCUGACCGUGACAGACCAGGACUUCAACCAGAGUGUCAACCCCAUGAUCGUUCUCAGCCUGAGCCCUUCAACCACUCACACGUCAGCAUACAGCGUCACCAAAGAGGGACUUUUGAUCGCCAACACGGGCCAGCUGGUCCCAGGACAGAGGCACGGCAUCCAGGUGAGAGCUGUGGACCAGGAGUCCGGAGAAUCUAUCUUCACCACAGUGACUGUGGAGGUGCUGGCAGAAGGACAAGCAGUCCCAUACAGUGAGCGCUCCUCCAACCGCCUCAGUGGAUGUGUUGUGGGAAAAGCCUUUUUUGUCUGCCUCCUGGCCCUGGCACUGGGGCUGUGUGGGUUCUACCUGUGUCUGUGGAUCAGGAGGAGGCUGCAGGAGCAUGAGGAGCCACUGGAGCGGGGCAGUGUGGCCCAGGCCAAACAUCCCAAUGUGAGUUUACGCUGUUUUCAACUGGUGAGCCAUGGCAGCACCAUGCCGCUGACAGAGGACCGCCCCUUUAGCACAGACGACUGCGGGACCUCCAACCCAUCUUUCAGUGACUUCGACCAGGACGGCCUCUCCCACCACGAGGCACCCAACUCUUAUGACCUCGCCCACACCUGUGACCAAGCCUCCAGCCAGGACACCGAGAAGAUGAGCGAGAACAUGAGCUUAGAGACGCUGCCAUGUGACUCCCCACUGUGCGCUGCAGAAGCCUGCCCCACUCCCACCCCUUCCCCUCCUUCAUCUCCCUCAUCUCCAGCCCAGCUCCAUAGCAGGCGGCUGGUGGAGGCACAUAUUGACAAACCGCUGUAUAAAGUCGUCACGCCCCCCACACGCUCCUAUUCUCAUCCGCUGAACCCCAGGAGCCCUGCGCCCAGUCCUGAGCUGCUGCCGGUUAGAGCACACCUGGUGCACAUCCACUCUGUGAAGGAGGCGACCGAGGGGGAGGGGGAUGAUAGGAGGGAGGUUGAGCCCUGCACAUCGCUGGAUAAUUCGGACAACUCGUCACACGGAGCGCCCUCUCAUGGCCUGAAGGAGAACAUGGAGGCGUUUCGGGACACAGCCAGUCCAGAGCUGCUGUCGGACGAAGAGGAGCUGCUGAACGUGCUCGAGAGAUGUUACCCGGUUAUGAUCACCUUUAGAAAAUAG